CAUUAAGUGUUUACUACAACUCAAAGCCCGAGUGCAGAGUUAAUCAAAUACCGCCAAGCACCCAAGUUUUGAAAACAAAAUCCCAAAAUGGCGCUUCUCAUUUCACUCCCUUUUAUUCUCCCUCUCUUUCCUUCACUACAAAUCCCUGCCUCACUCUUCUCUUCAUUUCCAAAUCCUCUCCCCCCCUCUCUCUUUCUGCUAUUGCAACGGCAAGAGGAUUAGGCUGAAGAGUAAGGGAGAAAGAGGCAAUGGCGGAUCAAGAGAAUUGUGUGAGAGUGACAAGGGCUGCGGCCAAGAAGAGGGCUGCUGAGUCGGCGGGGAUAAUGGACGAGAGAGUGAUGAACAAGAAGAGGGUUGUUUUGGGGGAGCUUUCCAAUUCGUCUAACGCUGUUGUUUCGGUGAAUAAAGUUCAGGGAAAGGAAACCCAGAAGCAGCAGCAGCAGCAGCCUAAAGGGAGAGUGAAGACAAAGACGAGAGCGGUAAAGCCGGCGUUGAAGGUGAGGAAAGAGGAGAUUGAAGAUGAAAAAGCGGUGGAUAUUGAUGCUAAAUCUGAUGACCCGCAAAUGUGUGGGCAUUACGUAUCUGAUAUCUAUGAAUAUCUCCGUCAAAUGGAGGUGGAUCCAAAGAGAAUACCUUUACCUGAUUAUAUUGAGAAGGUGCAAAAGGAUGUUAGUACAAAUAUGAGAGGGAUUUUGGUGGAUUGGUUGGUGGAAGUUGCAGAGGAAUACAAACUGGUUUCAGAUACUUUAUAUAUGACCGUUUCCUACAUUGAUAGAUUCCUAUCUUUAAAUGCUCUCAAUAGGCAAAGGCUUCAGCUACUGGGUGUAUCUUCAAUGCUCAUUGCCUCUAGAAAGUACGAGGAAAUUAAUCCUCCGAACGUGGAAGAUUUUUGCUAUAUAACAGAUAAUACAUACACGAAAGAUGAGGUUGUGAAAAUGGAGGCAGAUAUACUCAAAUCCUUGAAGUUUGAAUUGGGCAAUCCUACAGUUAAAACAUUUCUGAGGAGAUUUACCAGAGUUGCACAAGAGGAUUACAAUGCUUCCAGCUUGCAGUUAGAGUUCCUUGGAUAUUACCUAGCAGAGUUAAGUUUGUUGGACUAUGGAUGUGUAAAAUUUUUACCGUCUAUGGUUGCUGCUUCUGUUAUCUUUCUUACAAGAUUCAUAAUUCGACCAAAGAGACAACCUUGGAGCUCUGCCAUGCAACAAUACUCAGGUUACAAAGCAUCUGAUCUGAGAGACUGUGUCCUUGUUAUACAUGACUUAUAUUUGAGUAGAAGAGGAGGUGCACUUCAGGCAGUUAGAGAAAAAUACAAGCAGCAUAAGUUCAAAUGUGUGGCGACAAUGCCUGCUUCUCCUGAGAUUCCAGCUUCAUAUUUUGAAGAUGUUCAAGAAGUUGAUAUUUCCUAUGUUGAAGAUGUUCAAGAGGUGAAAGUCUGACAUAUGUGAUUUAGAUUUGUGUAAUUUCUAUAAUUCAACUUCUUGGAGAAGGCCUGAAUGCGGGUGAAAUGAAUAUUUGAACGCCAAAAGACUCAUACUUGAGCUUGCUAAUCUUGAUUUGUUGAAAGACCCUUUAAGGAUGGGGCACCAAUGAUGCAAGUGGUUAAUGUUUGGCUAUGUAUGUCUGUCAUUAGCAGUGACACUGACUUGUGAAGUGUUUCUAACAUGAGCUGAACUUUAGUAUUUUCACGAUUCUUAGAGCAACAAUUUUGAAUGUAAGUGAUUGUUUUAGCUUUUGAAAAGUUGAAUGGU
Molecule: messenger RNA, 1748 nt
Organism: Durio zibethinus
Lineage: Eukaryota; Viridiplantae; Streptophyta; Magnoliopsida; Malvales; Malvaceae
Product: putative cyclin-A3-1
Biological process (GO): mitotic cell cycle phase transition
Molecular function (GO): cyclin-dependent protein serine/threonine kinase regulator activity
Source: RefSeq, a predicted model, not a curated record